ACAAACUUUUUAGUUUCAUUGUGUUUCUACAUUGUUUAGAGAAGUAGGAUUACUUUGCUUAGCCUCUGAAAUCCACAGAGGCACACAUUAUUCACCAGCAGAGACCACAGUCCAGUUUUUAAAGAGCUCUUUUUUUUUUUUUCCUCAUGAGAAAUACCAGAAAACACAAGGUCUGUAAGCACAGCCCUGCUUUCUGGCAUAAAACUCCUCCCUGGAUCACAUGUAAGAAGGGGAAAAUGCUCAGGAUGUGCUAUCACAACAUGAUAGUGGUUAUUUUAUAUAAUCAGGACAGGUUGAACAGCCUCUGAAUGGACGUUGACACUACCUGCAGAUAGACUGGUAAGGUACUUUACUUUUUUGUAAUUUUAAGGGAGUCAAACUAUUUGUGUCAGUAGGCGUUUGAGUCUGGGGAUAUUACAGGAAGUCACCAAAAUACUGUUUGAUAGUGUUAUGCUCGUUUAAUUGUCUUGUCAGAUUAGAUUGCUGUAGUUUAGAGGGUUGAUUUCUCAGCCUUUUACAAAAUGCUCACGAAAAUAAAUUAAUUCUCCAGGAUUGUUUGUGCCCUUUGGGGCUCUCAACCAUCUCUUGCUUAACCAAAUCUGAUUUUCCAUGCUGACUUUAUUGUCCUGCCUGGUCCCAGCUGCAAAUGUAACGGAAGCAUUGCAGUGACCUCAGUGGCGUCAUGCAGUAUUGAACAGUCUGCCCACAAUCCUUCAAGUCAAUAAAAGGAGUUCUGUCUGCUAAAGGCCGUGUUUUCUCACUCAGUAACGUCUGAGAAAACUGGCGAGGCAUUUGACUGCUCAUGUGGAAGCCAACCCCAGUCAUGUGCUAGUGCCUCUCUGAUCAGUGCCUAAUGAGUGGGGAAUUAUGGCAUCCUGCUAAGCCUGUAUGAUGGUCCUGCACCCUUAGACCGAAAACUGUAGCUUAGGUGGAACUGUUUCUUUCUUUUUUUUAAGUUUACUCACUCUAUUAGUAUUUAGCCAGUCCUGCUUGUCAGCUUUCUUUAAACUCUAACGUUCUGGUACAUCAAGCCAGCAUAGCUGUGAGUUCACAUUUGUGGCAGGUGGAGCACUCAGCUACGCAAUGGCUGACUGGGACUAUGACUAUCUGAUCAAGCUGUUGGCCCUGGGAGACUCAGGGGUGGGAAAAACCACUUUCCUCCAUAGGUACACUGACAACAAGUUCAACCGCAAGUUCACAACCACAGUGGGCAUUGACUUCAGGGAAAAGAGAGUGACAUACACAGGGACAGGCGCAGAUGGAACAAGUGAGAGGAACUUCAAAGUCCAUCUUCAGCUUUGGGACACAGCAGGACAAGAGAGGUUUCGCAGCCUCACUACAGCUUUCUUCAGAGAUGCCAUGGGCUUUCUGCUGAUGUUCGACUUGACCAAUCACCAAAGCUUCCUCAACAUCAGGAACUGGAUGAGUCAACUACAAGCCAAUGCAUACUGUGAUAGUCCAGACAUUGUGUUGGUGGGCACCAAGGCUGACCUCCGCGAUGUUAGGGAUGUUCACGUCAGACAGGCCAGAGAUUUGGCAGACAGAUACGGCAUUCCCUACUUUGAGACAAGUGCAGUGACUGGUGUUGAUGUGGACCGGGCAGUGACCACCCUGCUGGACCUGGUGAUGAAGAGGAUGGAACAGAGCACUUACGGGGGCCGCAGUUCUGAACCCAAUGGCAGCCCAGUCGCCAGCCAUGAAGAAGAGGAAGCCCCUGUCAGGAGGAGGUGUGCAUGCUGACGUUACCACCAGCAGCCAUUUUUCUCAUAUUUGCUGCAAUUAACACAGCGUUUUCAAUAUGUUACUGUUUUCUAGAGCUUGGCUAGGGUGCCAGCAAGGUGAGGCAGAAGAUCAGUUGAGAAAUCAAAUGAAAUAUCAUAAACACUUUAGAGUACUAAAACUCUGGAAAUCUGGCCCAUAGUAAUAUUGUUAUUACAGUGUGAAUUCCUAUCUUGUUGUUUGUUGUCUGUAAUGUUUUUUGUAUUCCCCUGUGCGUGAUUAAGUGAGAAAGAGGAGGGAGAUGAGGCGUAGACUUUAAAGAUUGUAUAUAGUAAUAUAGGUGUUACAAUAAAAACUGUGAUGCUUUAAAGACAACAAGUCACAAAA
This is a messenger RNA of Scatophagus argus, 2106 nucleotides long. Its product is annotated as ras-related protein Rab-27B-like. Gene Ontology annotation, molecular function: GTPase activity; GTP binding. The record is from RefSeq and is a predicted model, not a curated record. NCBI's taxonomy places the organism in Eukaryota, Metazoa, Chordata, Actinopteri, Scatophagidae. Gene Ontology annotation, biological process: positive regulation of exocytosis; melanosome transport. Bases 1084 to 1740 code for a protein of 218 amino acids. The transcript is spliced from 5 exons. Gene Ontology annotation, cellular component: melanosome; secretory granule.